AUAUAAGGCGACGGUAUCAAAGCAGCCAAACUUACUCCUCAAAGAAAGAACCUCAACGAAGACAGCUCAGCUGUAAGCGGCGACUAGACCUUCCCAGAAACGACAAAGAGCGAGAAGUUCCGGUACCCAGCCCUACUCCAUCAGCAUGUCGGUGGCUAAGCUCGUGCUGUGCGGCGCGGUGUGCCUGCUGGCCGUCCUGUGCCUCGCGGCGGUCGGAGGCGCCCAGGAACAGGACCUGGAGGCCUACAUGCAGAGGACGCGCAGAGCUUAUUUCUCCAAGAAAGACGGCAGUGACUCCAUCAGCGUCUCAGACUGCCUGUCGCUGUGUGACCUGGGGUACCAGUCCUGUAUGGAGUCCUGCACCCACAACCCCAGCUGCCCGCUCCUCGGCUGUCUGUUCAAGAAACACUACUGCAACAAGACCUGCUAUGCCAGGGUCAGCCGCAGGGGGGCGCCGCAGGACGAUGCACUCAUGCAGUUUGACUGACGAGAACCCACUGAUGCUCCCUUAAGAUAACUAACUACUCAGAAAGUGACAACAAAGUUACCUUAACCUUGUAUAUGUAGGCAGGAAAUGUUUUCCUUUUUGUUGUUGGUGUGACUACUGUAUUUGUGGACAAGAAGUUAUCUUGGUGAAGAAAACACACCAAGAGUGUGGUGGAAAAACAACAACUCUAGGUUUUGGGGCGAUCCAUUCAGGGAAGGGGAGAACCGUCCAGUCAUACUCUACACCACAGCUGGCUACAGACCAGCUCAGAGAACGGGCAAGUUCAUAGGAUAUAUUAUUAAUCAUCAUACACUAGAUAUGGCAAGUGGUAACAUAUACAUAUCUCUCAUGUAUGAUAUUCAAUAUAUGGUAAGUUUUCCAUAUAUGGUAGUUUUCCAUAUAUGAUAAGUUUUCCAUAUAUGGUAAAGUUUUCCAUAUAUGGUAGGUUUAAGGUUUUCCAUGUAUGGCAAA
Messenger RNA from Branchiostoma belcheri (Belcher's lancelet), 958 nucleotides. RefSeq lists its product as uncharacterized. Lineage: Eukaryota; Metazoa; Chordata; Leptocardii; Amphioxiformes; Branchiostomatidae. The coding region runs from base 146 to 487 and encodes 113 amino acids. The transcript is spliced from 3 exons. The record is from RefSeq and is a predicted model, not a curated record.